This is a messenger RNA of Amphimedon queenslandica, 1343 nucleotides long. RefSeq lists its product as uncharacterized. Lineage: Eukaryota; Metazoa; Porifera; Demospongiae; Haplosclerida; Niphatidae. The transcript has 8 exons. The record is from RefSeq and is a predicted model, not a curated record. The coding region runs from base 47 to 1267 and encodes 406 amino acids.
CGUUAUUGUUUGUUUUGAAGAAUUGUUUGUUUUGAAGAAAAUCAAAAUGUCUGAUCCAGCUUCAAUUCUAGUAUUGGGCAAUAAAAUGAGGGAGCAGAUCAAAGAGCUGCAGGAGAGGAGAGCAGCGGCCAUGAUGAACGAGAUAGCUGAUCUUCAGAGAGAGAGGGACAUUGCUUUGAGCAGGCUUAAAGCAACAGAGGGGCAGGUGAAAGAACUGCAGGCAGACAACAGCCUUUUGAAGGAAAAAUGUGGAGCAGAGAAUGACUUAAAAAUUGAAAUAAACGCACUAAAGCAACUAUGCAAAGAAGAAAGACUGAUUGCAAAUGAUCUCAAGAAGAAACUUCAUGGCUCAGAGAAGAAAUGCAAAGAUUUGACACUGAAAUUACAAGCAAUAGGAACUGGAGGUGUCAAUUCACCAGUCUUGGGACUUCAUUCACCACUCAUAAGUCAUUUAAGGGUCCCUCUCUCGAAAGAUAAAAGUCAGAGCAUGAGCGAUUUAAGCAACAGGAAGAAUGUCGAGCAAGCUUCUAGUCAACCUGGAUCUCCAUCUUUAACACCAGUCCAGUCUCCUUUCUCCAGCCCUACUUUUGUACCCAGAAGAUACAAGCUGUCAACAGUAGCUAAUAUGAAUCAAGAGACACAGACAGAUGCAAUGAACACAGAGCCAUCCAUGUCACCUAUGAUGGAGAAUCUACCACGACCUGUACUGGAAGCACUUGCAUCAGCCAGAGAUGAUCUCAUGACACUUAAUGAUCAAAAUAAUCUACUUCUUGAAAAGUUGCAAAAAGCAGAAUAUGAGAAGAAAAUGUGGGAACGGAAGGAAGCAGAGAUUAAUGAAAAGCAUAAGGUUCUUAAGGAAGAGAGUGAUGUAUUAUGUGAAUCAUUAUCACAGUUCUCACAAUGGGUCCAGUACAAACUAUCAUCAGUUGAAGAAGAGAUGGACAUAUGCAAAGUUAUUUACUCACUACAUGGAUCACUAUCUAAAGAUACUCAAGCAAUAGAAGAAAUGAGACAAAAACUACUCAAAAGUGAAUCUUCAAUUUAUCAUUUAACAUCAGUCAAUGACCAACUAAAAAACGCAUUGGCUGAUGUAGAAAUACAACUACAAGAAUCAAAGACAGAAGCAAAAACACUAAGAGAACAGCUAAAUAAAGCAUUGACGAAAAAAUCUUCAAGUCAACGGAAGCAGAUUUCAUCUCUUUACUCACCUCUUGUUAGACAGAAAGAAAAGCAAAACUUAACUGUGGCAAAGGAAGACUAUGUAUAAAUUUAUGUGAUAUAUUUGUGUUAGAGAAAAUUAACAAAAAUUCCUGGCAUGAGAAUAAUGGAUGUCUAACCUAUAA